Molecule: messenger RNA, 6873 nt
Organism: Pan troglodytes (chimpanzee)
Lineage: Eukaryota; Metazoa; Chordata; Mammalia; Primates; Hominidae
Gene: ZSCAN2
Product: zinc finger and SCAN domain containing 2
Exons: 2
Coding region: 1-519 (172 amino acids)
Biological process (GO): regulation of transcription by RNA polymerase II
Cellular component (GO): nucleus
Molecular function (GO): RNA polymerase II cis-regulatory region sequence-specific DNA binding; DNA-binding transcription factor activity, RNA polymerase II-specific
Source: RefSeq, a predicted model, not a curated record
AUGAUGGCUGCAGACAUCCCGAGAGUGACCACUCCGCUGAGCUCCUUGGUCCAGGUGCCUCAAGAGGAAGAUAGACAGGAGGAGGAGGUCACCACCAUGAUCCUGGAGGAUGACUCCUGGGUGCAAGAAGCUGUGCUGCAGGAGGAUGGCCCUGAGUCUGAGCCCUUUCCCCAGAGUGCUGGCAAGGGCGGCCCCCAGGAGGAGGUGACCAGGGGACCACAGGGUGCACUCGGCCGCCUCCGAGAGCUCUGCCGGCGCUGGCUGAGACCAGAGGUACACACCAAGGAGCAGAUGUUAACCAUGCUGCCAAAGGAAAUUCAGGCUUGGCUGCAACAGCAUCGGCCUGAAAGCAGUGAGGAGGCAGCGGCCCUGGUGGAAGACUUGACCCAGACCCUUCAGGACAGUGCCCUAAUCCAGAUGCCUGGAGUUUCUCACCUGAAUUCUUGGAGCAGCUGCCAAACUGAACCUGUCUUCAGCUUCUGCCCCUUCAUCGCAGCUCUUCCACUUCUACCAGAGUGAUGGGGCACUCCUGCUUAAAAACCUUCAUGAGCUUCCCAGUAUCUACCAAAUCAAGCAUGACCUCCGUGUUCUGCUUGGAAUCCGUGGCUCUGUGGGACCUGGCCCAGACCUCCCCUGCAGUCUUUUCCCACCCCUGACCCCCCAUGCUCUAUCCCCACUCCAUUCAGACCAGAUCUUGCUCUUUCUUGAACACAGCCUGUGCUUUAGUUUUUGUUUUUGUUUUUUUGAGACGGUCUUUCUCCGUCCCCCAGGCUGGAGUGCAGUGGUGCCAUCUGGGCUCACUGCAACCUCCACCUCCUGGGUUCAAGUGAUUCUCCUGCCUCAGCCUCCCAAGUAGCUGGGAUUACAGGUGCGUGCUACCAUGCCCAGCUAAUUUUUGUAUUUUUAGUAGAGACAGGGUUUCACCACAUUGGUCAGACUGGUCUCGAACUCCUGACCUCAGGUGAUCCACCCACCUUGGCUUCCCAAAGUGCUGGGAUUACAGGCGUGAGCCACCACGCCUGGCUUUUGCUCCUGGAUUUUUGGCUUGGAAUAGCCUUGUCCCAUCUCUGUGAUAAAAUCCCAGUUGUUCUUUGAGUGCCCACCCGUGGAGACCCUCUUCAUAAAGCUGCUCUUAAACCCUGUCCCUUUUCCCCAUCCCCAGUUCCACAUACCUGGGAGCACCUCUAAUCACCUCUGCUAGAAGUCGUCUCCCCCAGAACAUUUGGAUUCUCUCUCUUGGCUUUUUAUCAUAGUUCACCUUCUUUUCUGUUUAUAUGAAUACUUGUCUUAUUUCUUGUAGGAACCUGUAAAAUCCUAGAAGACAAGGAACCUGUCUUUUUCCUUUCUCUUUCAUUCCCCCUCUUCCCUCUCUUCCACCCUACUCCCUCUUCCUUUCCCUCUCCCUUCAGUAUCAUGAACCUCGGAGCCCCACCCUAGAACUCCUGAAUCAGACACUUUGAGGGUGGCUGGGCGAGAUGGCUCACGGCUGUAAUCCCAGCACUUGGUGAGGCCGAGGCGGGUGGAUCACUCGAGGCCAGGAGUUCGAGACCAGCCUGGCCAACAUAGUGAAACCCCGUCUCUGCUAAAAAUACAAAAAAAAUCAGCCAGGCGUGAUGGCAUGUGCCUGUAAUCCCAGCUACUUGGGAGGCUGAGGCAGGAGAAUCGCUUGAACCUGGGAGGCGGAGGUUGUAGUGAGCUGAGAUUGCGCCAUUGCACUCCAGCCUGGGUGACAGCAAGACUCUGUCUCAAAAAAAAAAAAGAAACUGAGGGCGAUGCCCAGCAUUCUAAGUGAUCCUGAUUCAAACUCCAAUUUGAGAACCUCUGCACUAGACCUCUGUAGACCUCUGGUUCUCAAACUCAGCCGCACAUUAGAAUUACCUGGGGGCCUGGAGCCUACUCCAGGGAUCCUAAUUUUCUGAUUUAAUUGGUAUGGGGUAUGGCCUGGGCAAGGGAGUUUUGAAAGUGCCCAGGUAGUUCUAUUACGCUGCAAAGUGUAAAGAGCACUGCCAUAGAGCUUUGUUCUUCGGGGGGUGGUCAGUGGGCCAGCAGCAUCAGCUCACCUGGGAGUUUGUUAGACUAGGACUGUCAAUCUCACCCAGCCCCGCUGAAGCAAAUUUGCAUUUGACAAGCUCUCCAGGUGAUUCCUAUGCUCUUUGAAGUUUGAAAAGCACUACCCAGGAGAGGAAUAGAGGUUAUCAACUUCAAGCCUACUCUUGUCCAACAGUUGAGUGAAAGAGUCACAGCUGACCUCUCCAGCCAUCCUCAGCAUCAUCUGGCUUUCAGCCAUCAGAGGCAACAGGUGAUUUGUUUUGAGCUUGCUGCCCCAGCAAAAUGCUCCCUUAAUGACCACAAAUGAACACAUACAUUCAUUUGUCUCAGCCAGAAAGGGAGUGGAGAGUGUUACAGCUUAUGUCUUUUUAAAGCUACAAUUCUUAGCUUCAAAACAAAAUUACUUUUUUAUAUAUAUAUACACAUAUAUAUCUAUGAGAUAUAUAUCAUAUAUGAUAUAUGAGAUAUAUAUCUCAUAUGAUAUAUAUAUGAGAGAGAGAGACAAAGCCUCACUCUGUCAACCCAGGCUGGAGUGCACUGGUGUGAUCAUAGCUCACUAUAACCUCGAACUCUUGGCCUCAAGUGAUCCUCCUGUUUCAGCCACCCAAAGCACUGCGAUAACAGGAAUGAGCCACUGUGCCCAGCCCAAAAAUUACCUUUAAUUUACUCAAAUGUUUGAAAAGUAUACCGGACAGAAUUCUUAGGGAGCGGUAACGUUAUACCUAUGAAAUGUUUAGCAUUCAUGUAUUUCACCUGAUAACAGUCCAUUGCUGUUUUUAUCAGCAGUUAGUCUUUCAAGCAGCCAGAGUUCAGGGGGAACAAUGCUCCCAGUCCCACUGGGCUUGCCAGGGCAGCGCUCUAAUGCAGAGAGCCCUAGUGAGAAUGGAGCUGGGCAUACCCUAUAUCGGAACCACUUCUCUAUUUUAGACCAGUGGCUGAAACACAGGGGUAGGUCACAAUCAGGCAGGAAGGGGCUGGAGAAGAAUUUUGAGCCAAACACACACCAAAGCACCAAAGACUGUGACCAGUUUAUUUCAUUGUUACAGCAAAGUCAGGUCUAUCCCCUAUUGACAUGAGUCUUCCCCAUGUUCAUUCUGGUAUGCUCUGUGGUGCGGGAGAGAAAGAGGAGGCCUGUGGCCAGGCGAGGACAUGCAGGGCCCUGUGAACGGUCACAGGAAUUUGUGCUGUGCACGUGAGGCCAGAGCCCACGUGGCAAGUGCGAGAAAUACAAGGACCGUCGGCUGAGAUCGAGCUACGGUGGCAGCUUUUGUCCACUGACAGAUAAGGGGAGAGGUCCUGUGGCCCUUCAGGGACUGUUCCAGUGAAUGAUUUUUGGACAGUGGUCAAAUCAUUUUGAAAAAACUAAAAUUGGAUACCUACUUUGCAGCUUACAAAGAAAUAGAUCCCUGCUUUACAAGUUACACAAAAAUAGGUCCCAGAUGGAUUACAGAUCUGUAAUAGACAGGAUCUGAAAUGACAUGUGAGAGAAUAUUUUUGUAAUCUCAGCAUGCGGGAAGGACUUUCAUGUUUGUUUGACAGGAACCUCUAGGCACUCACAAUUCAAGUAUGAAGUGUGAAUAAGCAAUACAGAAGUCAUCAAAGCUAGAUUGGACUCAAAACAGAAGUCUUUCUUUCUUUUUUUUUUUUUUUUGAGAUGGAGUCUCACCCUGUUGCCCAGGCUGGAGUGCAGUGGCGCCAUCUCGGCACUGCAACCUCCACCUCCAGGGUUCAAGUGAUUCUCCUGCCUCAGCCUCCCGAGUAGGCGGGAUUACAGGCACCCACCACCACUCCCGCCUAAUUUUUGUAUUUUUAGAAGAGAUGAGGUUUCACCAUGUUGGUCGGGCUAGUCUCAAUCUCCUGAACUCAGGCAAUCCGCCCGCCUCUGCCUCCCAAAGUGCAGGGAUUACAGGCGUGAGCCACUGCACCCAGCCAAAACAGAAGUGUUUCAUAUAAAAAACGAUACUGUGAAUCAAAAGACAGCAUACACAUUAGGAGGAAAUAUUUGCAUCCAAGUCUCAUGUAGCAGAUCAUGAGUCAAAAUCCUUGAUCUACAAGAGCCUCUGCAAAUUCAUAAGAAAAGUCAACCAAAUAGAAUAAAAGGUAAAAGAUAUAAACAAUUUAGAAAUGAAGAAUUAAAAAUUAUGAAAAUAUGUUCUGGCCAGGCGUGGUGGCUCACGCCUGUUAUCCCAGCACUUUGGGAGGCCAAGGUGGGCGGAUCACGAGGUCAGGAGUUCAAGACCAGCCUGGCCAACAUGGUGAAACCCCAUCUCUACGAAAAAUACAAAAAAAAUUAGCCAGGCAUGUGGUGGUGUGCACCUGUAAUCCCAGCUACUGGGGAGGCUAAGUUAGGAGAAUUGCUUGAACCCAGGAGACAGAGAUCAUGCCACUGCACUCCAGCCUGGGUGACAGAGCAAGACUCCGUCUCCAAAAAAAAAAAUUUUUCUUUUUAAUUAGCCAGGCAUGGUGGCACACACCUAUAGUCCCAACUACUUGGGGGCUGAGGUGGGAGGAUCACUUGAGCCUGGGAGGUCAAGACUUAAGUGAGCCAAGAUCCCACCACUGCACUCCAGCCUGGGAGACAGUGAUAUACUGUCUCAAAAAACAACAACAGGCCAGUCGUGGUGGCUCACACUGUCAUCCCAGCACUUUGGGAGGCUGAGGCGGGUGGAUCACCUGAGGUCAGGAGUUUGAGACCAACCUGGCCAACACGGUGAAACCUCAUCUCUACUAAAAAUACAAAAAUUAGCUGGGAGUGAUGGCGGGCGCCUGUAAUCCCAGCUACUCAGGAGGCUGAGGCAGGAGAAUCGCUUGAACCUGGGAGGCAGAGGUUGCCAAGAUCGCGCCACUGCACUCCAGCCUAGGCGACAGAGCGAGACUGUCUCAAAAAACACAAAACAAAACAGAAAAACAAGAACAACAAAAAAGUGGAUGUCUGGGCCAUCCAGCCUCUUACUCAUAAGCCUGCUUCCUCAGAAGCCGCCUCCCUACAUCUGCUCAUAUCCACAGAAUGUGCUCCUCUUGGCAUCCUGGAGUAGCCAAAGCCAUUGCUAUCAGUAAAAAAAAUUUUUUUUUAAUUCCCAGCUGCCACCAUCUCCUCUCAUCUCCAUUCACAACGUGGUAAGAAUAUUAUUUUUGUAUCUGACCAAAACCAGUUUCUGAGUUUUCAUUUUCUUAAUUGGCCCCCAAUAAAUAAAGGAGGGACUCGCCUGCCCUUGAACGUGCUCUGCUGUGUGCUCUGGAUCUCAUAGGGGCCAGCCUUUCUCAGGGGGCCUGGAGAGGGCCAGGGAUCCCUUAUUCUUCUCAGCUCAGUGACUUUUUCCCAUUUUGGAGGCCCUUGUCAGUCAGAUCACCUGAAGGGCCACUCUUUUCUGUCCUGUAGAAUGACUCCUGUGUCUCUCUGGUCUUAGAGGGCAACUUGUGAAGAACUGCCAACCUUCCUUUGGUCUUUGCUGGAUAGCAGCGGUGUUUGUAAAGAUAGGACUGGUCUUUGAGCAGUACAGUGAAGGGGUUAUUGGGCCUGGAUUCUACUCAGAGGGACCUCCUUAGUGAGGUUUAUGAUAUUUAUGUUAUACAGCAGUGUAGAAAUGACCUUCUAAAGGCCAGGAGCGGUAGCUCAUGCCUGUAAUCCCAGCACUUUGGGAGGCCGAGGCAGGUGGAUCACGAGGUCAGGAGAUCGAGACCAUCCUGGCUAACAUGGUGAAACCCUGUCUCUACUAAAAAUACAAAAAAAUUAGCCGGACGUGGUGGUGGGCGCCUGUAGUCCCAGCUACUCGGGAGGCUGAGGCAGGAGAAUGGCGUGAACCCGGUAGGCGGAGCUUGCAGUGAGCCGAGAUCAUGCCACUGUACUCCGGCCUGGAAGACAGAGUGAGACUGCAUCUCAAAAGAAAAAAAAAAGGGGGAAAUGACAUUGUAACCAAAAUUGGGGUUGGGAGGAAUAAGGUGGUUUUAUAAGAUAUGUUUUUUGAUUGUCUUGUAUGUAAUACCUGGGAGUUUAAAGACUUGACAUUUAAAAGAAGAUAGCCCCAUAAAUUAAGUAUCACACUUAAAGGCUGCCAGAUUUUAAAGAAAUUCUUUCAUAUGUUCAUCUAAUAGUUUGAUGCUGCUAUUUGGGUUUUUUGUUUUAACAUUUAAAUCUUAGAUCCAUUUGGGAUUUGUCCGUUUCUGGGUCCAGCUUGAAUUUUUCCAUUUGAAUUGAAUUUUUCCAGUUUUCCGUAACUAGUUCUUCCAGCAUCAUUUAUUGUAUGUUGUGUCUCUUCUCCAUGGAUUUAAGAAGCCAACCAUAUUGUAUGCUAAAUUUUCACAGUCAUUAUACAGAUUAUCUUUUCUGUUCUCCUGGCCUGUCUAUUUCUGUUCCACUUGUAUAAAAUUCUGAACUUACAUAUCUAUUGAAUCUAUUUCUGGAGUUUUUAUUUUGUUUAUUUGGUCUGAUUGUCUAUUAAUGUUUUAAUUAUUGAGAUUUCAUAAUGUUUUUGUUUUUGUUUUUGAGACAGAGUCUCGCUCUGUUGCCCAGGCUGGAAUGCAGUGGCACGAUCUCGGUACACUGCAACCUCUGCCUCCUGGGUUCAAGCAAUUCUCCUGCCUCAGCCUCCCAAGUAGGUGGGAUUACAGGCGCCCGCCACCACACCCAGCUAAUUUUUGUAUGGGGUUUCACCAUGUUGGCCAGGGUAGUCUAGAACUCCUGACCUCAGGUGAUUCACUUGCCUCAGCCUCCCAAAGUUUUGGGAUUACAGGCGUGAGCCACUGCCCCCGGCCAAGAUUUCAUAAUGUUUUAACAUCUGACAGAGAUAGUCCCUCUCCCCUCCAAUUUUAGUCAAUAAUCUUUCU